CAGCCCUACCACCCACCACCCCACCCCACCCCACCCCACCCCACUCUCUCCCUCGCUCCUCGCCCAAACCCAAGAACCCUGACCCAGGCGGCAGCGCGCGCGCGGUACCCGAGGGAGGAAGAGGAAUGGAAGAGGAGGCCCGGCCGCCCCUGCUCCCGGUGCGCGUCCCGGUGAACGGCGAGGACCUGGCCCCGGCAGCGGGCGCGUGCGGCGUCGGCGGCGGCAGGGCGGAGAUCGACACCUCCGCGCCGUUCGAGUCGGUCCGGGAGGCCGUCGACCGCUUCGGCGGCAGCGCCGCCUGGAGCUCCCACCUCGUCAACCGCAUCUUCGCCCACCACAAGAAGCAGGACCGGAGUGUGGGUGCUGAAGACGCGCAACGCGUCAGUCUGGCGGAGCAGACGGCGCAGAUAGAGAAGGAGCUCGGCGCCAAGGAGAGGGAGACGCUGGAUGUGCUCAAGCAGCUCGAGUCCGCCAAGAAGAUCAUCGCAGGUUUGAAGCUCAAGAUUCAGAAGAAAACAGCUGAAGAUACAUUACAGCCUGAAGAAGACAAGCGGCAGACAGAGAGCAACUGCUCUCUCACUGAGGUGUCCGCAGCGGAACCUGAUGUGAAGCAGCCCGAGGGAAAUGCCGAAGCUCCAGAAGAAGAGCAAACAGCAGAAGUGAAGCAGCCCGGGGGAAAUGCCGAAGCUCCAGAAGAAGAGCAAACAGCAGAAGUGAAGCAGCCCGAGGGAAAUGCUGAAGCUGCAGGUGUGGAAACAGCAGGAACUGGAGUGAAGCAGCGGCCUGAGGGCAAUGCUGGAGCCGAUGUGGACAUGCUCGAUGAACAGCAGCAUCCUAACUUGGUUCUGAUGGAGCUCGAGCAGGCAAAGUCGAACCUGAACAGAACCACGGGUGAUCUCGCUGCCAUAAGGGCCUCCAUCGAGUCGCUGCGCAACGACAUCGCGACGGAGAAGGUCCUUGUAGAGAGGAGCCGGGAGAAGGUGUCCUCGGAUGCCACCUUGGUUUCUUCUCUGGAGCUGGAGCUGGAUCAGACCACGCAGAAGCUGCAGACGCUGAAGGAUCUUCAGAGAAGGCGUGAGGACCCCUCGGACGUCUUCUUCGAGAUCAAGAAGAUGACUUCCGAGAUAGAGCAGCUGAGAAAUGCUGCAAAUGCGUCGAAAUCUGAAGCCAUGAUGCUAGCUGCCGAGAUUGAGCAGACCAAGGCUACCAUUGGCACUGCUGAAAUCAGGUGUCUUGCAGCCAAGAAGAUGGAAGAAGCAGCAAGGGCAGCUGAAGCUCUUGCACUAGCUGAGAUCAAGGCCCUACUCUGCACUGAAUCCUCAGCUGGAGAUCUCCAGGGCGUAGAUGGAGUGAGCCUUUCUGUGGAAGAGUACUCCGAGCUUGCUUUGAAGGCUCAAGAGGCCGAUGAAAGCUCGAGGAACAAGAUUGCAGCUGCCAUGGUCCAUGUCGACGAAGCCAACCAAUCAAAGUCGGAGUCACUCACAAGGCUGGAGGAAGCCAAAAUGGAGGUUGAGGAAUGCAAGAAGGCACUACAAGAGGCCCUGAAGAGGGUAGAGACUGCCAACCGAAGAAAGUUUGCGGUGGAAGAGACUCUUCGGAGAUGCAGAUCCGAGACCGGACACAAGAGACGCUCAUUCUGUGGCUCCCCCAAGUUCAAAACUGCGGCACAUCGUCACAAACAUGAUUCUCACUGCAUGGACAUCAUUGAUGUUUCAGACAACUCCAUGAAGCCGACACUGUCGAUCGGGCAGAUAUUGAGUAUGAAGCUAAUGGGGCCUGAUGGCUACGACAAGAGCGUGUCGGACGACACGAGCGAAACCUCCAGUGUCUCCCUUGGCCAAAUCCUGAACAGGAGGCAGGCAAUCGUGUAUAGCAGUGAUACAAGUGCUAACAAGAAAUUCUCCGGAAAGAGGAAGAAGUUUGCCUUCACUGGGCUUUCAGUUUUCCUGGCAAAGCAGGCUAAGAGCAAGAAGAAGAGAGGAUCGGAUGAGAACUGAUGUCAACUCUGCCAGAACACUAGCUAGUUACUGAGUGUUUUGACCCCCUAUUUCCAUGUCAUGUGUUCGUGUAUAAUGUUCCUAGGAGUAUAAUAUGUUUCUAGGUCUAGUGAGGUUCUGAUAUUUUCUGUAGCUCCAUGUACCAGUUCGUCAGUCUGGCAUCUGCUGACUGAUGUUGCUUGUUAGGGUAGUCAUAAGAGUUAGACAGUCUAGCAUCAGUCCAGUAUCAUGUGCUCUAUGAACAUGCAACACUAUUAUUACCUAUGGAAGAAGACAUUCAUCUGUACCAGUA
Messenger RNA from Hordeum vulgare subsp. vulgare (domesticated barley), 2289 nucleotides. Its product is annotated as WEB family protein At2g38370. The transcript has 2 exons. The coding region runs from base 126 to 1997 and encodes 623 amino acids. NCBI's taxonomy places the organism in Eukaryota, Viridiplantae, Streptophyta, Magnoliopsida, Poales, Poaceae. The record is from RefSeq and is a predicted model, not a curated record.